This is a messenger RNA of Solanum verrucosum, 635 nucleotides long. RefSeq lists its product as uncharacterized. NCBI's taxonomy places the organism in Eukaryota, Viridiplantae, Streptophyta, Magnoliopsida, Solanales, Solanaceae. The transcript has 2 exons. Bases 15 to 476 code for a protein of 153 amino acids. The record is from RefSeq and is a predicted model, not a curated record.
GUUGAUAUUGAUCAAUGAAACAAGUGGAUACGAAUAUGAGUGAGCUUGGUUCAGAAAGAUCAAAUCCAUGGAACAUUAUUCACACAAGUUCAGAACCUAGUCCUUCCCAAACACAAGUAAACAGAGAAGGACAAUGGAAGAAUUUCGGGACAUCAAUGGAUGCUAUUUCUUUUGGCUUUGUUGCUACAGCUAUACUCAUAUCAAUGUUUCUCAUCAUGGCCAUAUUUGAACAUCUCUUCAAGCCUAGCCCCCCUUUCUCUUCGCCUCUAGGUAGUAGUAGACACAGUUCCUUGGAGUUGGGGCCUAUUCAGAAACGCGCAAGUUCACAAACAGUACCAACGCGAUAUUCAUCGGAUUAUACAGUUAUGAUGCCAGGACAACAGUAUCCUACCUUCAUUGCCAAGCCAACCCCACUGGCUUGUCCAAGGGAAGGGGUUUAUUGGCAUUCCCAUGAGCAUAGUUUUCCCUUCUCUUAAUGAUCCUAAAAGACUAAUUAUUGUAUUAUCAUAUUUAUGAAUCCUAAUGUGACCAUCAAAAAAGUUCACCAAUUGCAGAAUCUAUUACUCUCUCACCAUGCUCAGACCUGUAAAAUUAGCUGUCGGGCUAAAACUGAAGUUUUGCACAUUGGGAAGAAG